AUGUCAAUAGCAGAUAGAUCAAUUAGCGUUUCCGCAGAUCGCGGCGGUACUUUCACUGAUUUGCUGGCGAAGUACACCAAAGACGGUAAGCAAGAGGAACUCGUCAUUAAAUUGUUAUCACAGGAUCCUGGUAAUUACAGUGAUGCUCCUACAGAGGGUAUACGAAGAGUCCUUGAGAUAGUCACGGGAGAGACAAUCCCUAGAGGACAGAAAGUACCUUCAAAGAAACUAGCGAAUAUUAGACUCUCUACUACGGUAGCUACAAAUGCAUUGCUGGAACGUAAAGGUGAAGAACAUGCACUGUUAAUCACAAAGGGCUUUAAGGAUCUUCUCGAAAUCGGCAACCAAUCGCGUCCUCGUAUCUUUGAUUUGGCGAUAAAAAGACCAUCCACACUCUACUCCGAUGUAAUUGAGAUUGACGAGAGAGUUACUCUAGUAGGAUAUACAUCAGAUCCUAAUGGUAUUGAAAAUGCUGUCCAAUUUGACGAAACUGGGAACAUCAUACGAGGAUACCGAGGUGAAGGUUGGGACGGCCAAGGUGACGCAGAAGGGCCGGGUGAGGUCGUUAUGGGUAUAUCAGGAGAGGCUGUUCGUAUCUUGCAGAAACCAGAUUUGAAACAAAUCCGCCGUGACCUUCAAGAAGUUUACAAUAAAGGUGUUCGUUCACUUGCAAUUGUAUUCGUACAUUCGUACACAUACCCAGAGCACGAGAAGCAAGUCGCAGAGGUUGCAAAAGAGAUUGGUUUCAAGCAUGUUUCAGCAUCAUCACAGCUGUUAUCGAUGAUUAAGAUGGUUCCUAGAGGUGUCAGUGCAACUGCAGAUGCAUACCUUACACCAGUAUUGUCUGACUAUAUCAAUGGCUUUUUCCAGGGCUUUGAUGAUGCCAUUGGAGAUGGAAGUGGUCAAGAUGGCGGUUGUAGAGUUGAAUUCAUGGGUUCUGACGGUGGUCUACUCGACCUCCGUAACUUUUCUGGGUUAAAGGCGAUCCUUUCUGGUCCAGCAGGAGGUGUUGUCGGAUAUGCGCUCACAGCCUGGGAUGACAAGUCCAAAAUCCCAGCAAUAGGUCUUGACAUUGGUGGUACAUCGACCGAUGUCAGUAGAUUCGCAGGUUCUUACGAAACGGUUUAUGAAACAACCACAGCGGGUGUGUCGAUUCAAUCACCCCAGUUGGAUAUCAACACUGUCGCUGCUGGUGGUGGCUCUUGUUUGACGUUCAGAGAUGGGCUGUUCCACGUUGGACCACACUCGGCCGGUGCACACCCUGGUCCUGCAUGCUACAAGAAGGGUGGACCACUCGCGGUAACAGACGCGAACUUGUUCCUUGGUAGACUCGUUCCAUCGAGAUUUCCAAAAGUAUUCGGUCCUAAUGAGAACGAACCUAUUGAUCCAACUGCAUCUGAGAAUGCAUUCAAGGAACUCGAGAAGAAGAUUAAAUCUGAGACUAAGACAGACUUAGAUCUUGAUGCCAUAGUUUAUGGAUAUCUCAAAAUCGCAAAUGAGACAAUGGCUAGGCCAAUCCGUACACUUACAGAAGCAAAAGGACAUGCCACCUGGAGCCAUAUUCUCGCAGCCUUCGGUGGGGCUGGUGGUCAAUCUGCUGCUGAAAUUGCACAGAUUCUCAAGAUUUCUAAGGUUAUCAUUCAUAAAUAUUCCUCAAUUCUGUCGGCCUUUGGUUUAUCACUAGCCAACAGGACAUUUGAAAAGCAAGUUCCUUCUUCCAAGCUCUGGUCGAAGGAAUCACAGCCUGAAUUCUCGAAGAAGCUGGAUGAACUUUCUAAAGUUGUUCAAGAAGAGCUCAAAGUGCAAGGUUUCCAUAACGACAGAAUUAUUCUCGAGCGCUAUCUCAAUAUGCGUUUCGAUGGUAGUGAUACUGCGCUCAUGAUAACUGCUAACAAUGAUAACGGAUUCGCUGAUGCAUUUAAGGAAAGGUAUUUCGACGAGUUCGGUUUCCUACUCGAAUCUGAAAUUGUCGUGGAUGAUAUCAAAGUAAAAGGCAUUGGAAAGACCUACGAUGAACUCGGACAGUCUGCUCUCCAAGAAUAUUCACAGAUUACACCUCGUAAACUCACCAAGGAGGAUGCAACAAGUAGACAGUCAUGUUACUUUGAAAUCCAAAAUGUUGGACAAAGGGUUGAUACUCCAGUUUUCACAUUAGAUAAGCUUUCUGUGGGAGACGCCAUCGAUGGACCAGCCAUUGUCAUCGAUGAUACUCAGACUAUCAUCGUUCUCCCUGAUUGGACUGCCACCGCAACUUCACAAUGUCUAUUCCUUGAAUGUGAAAAAUUGAAGCAAUAA
Wallemia mellicola CBS 633.66 is the source of this 2295-nucleotide messenger RNA. RefSeq lists its product as hypothetical. Gene Ontology annotation, biological process: glutathione metabolic process. Bases 1 to 2295 code for a protein of 764 amino acids. Gene Ontology annotation, molecular function: 5-oxoprolinase (ATP-hydrolyzing) activity. The record is from RefSeq and is a predicted model, not a curated record. The transcript has 7 exons. Gene Ontology annotation, cellular component: cytosol. Lineage: Eukaryota; Fungi; Basidiomycota; Wallemiomycetes; Wallemiales; Wallemiaceae.